CGGCGCGGCGGCACAGGGGGCUCCGGGGUCGGACCGUCGGCUCUCCCUGCGCUCUCCGCACCGCGGCUUAAAUGAUGUAUUUUGUGAUCGCAGCGAUGAAAGCUCAAAUUGAAAUUAUUCCAUGCAAGAUCUGUGGAGACAAGUCAUCAGGAAUCCAUUACGGCGUCAUCACGUGCGAAGGCUGCAAGGGUUUUUUCAGGAGAAGUCAGCAGAGCAACGCCACCUAUUCCUGUCCCCGUCAGAAGAACUGUUUGAUCGAUCGAACCAGUAGAAACCGCUGCCAACACUGUCGGCUACAGAAAUGCCUGGCUGUGGGGAUGUCUCGAGAUGCCGUCAAGUUUGGCCGGAUGUCGAAGAAGCAGCGGGACAGCUUGUACGCAGAGGUGCAGAAGCACCGGCUGCAGCAGCAGCAGCGUGACCACCAGCAGCAGCCGGGCGAAGCGGAGCCGCUGACGCCCACCUACAGCAUCUCGGCCAACGGGCUGACGGAGCUGCAGGACGACCUCAGCAGCUACGUGGACGGGCACACCCCCGAGGGCAGCAAGGCCGACUCGGCCGUCAGCAGCUUCUACCUGGACAUACAGCCCUCGCCGGACCAGUCAGGGCUGGACAUCAACGGGAUCAAACCGGAGCCCAUAUGUGACUACACACCAGCGUCUGGCUUCUUCCCCUACUGCUCCUUCACCAACGGAGAGGCCUCCCCGACGGUGUCCAUGGCGGAACUAGAGCAUCUUGCACAGAAUAUAUCCAAGUCCCACCUGGAAACCUGCCAGUACUUGCGGGAAGAGCUGCAGCAGAUAACGUGGCAGACCUUCCUGCAGGAAGAGGUCGAGAAUUACCAGAACAAGCAGCGAGAGGUGAUGUGGCAGCUGUGUGCCAUCAAAAUCACAGAAGCCAUCCAGUAUGUGGUGGAGUUUGCCAAACGCAUCGAUGGGUUUAUGGAACUGUGUCAAAACGAUCAAAUUGUGCUUCUGAAAGCAGGUUCUCUCGAGGUGGUGUUUAUCAGGAUGUGCCGUGCCUUUGACUCUCAGAACAACACCGUGUACUUUGACGGGAAGUAUGCCAGCCCCGAUGUCUUCAAAUCCUUAGGUUGUGAAGACUUCAUUAGCUUUGUGUUUGAAUUCGGGAAGAGCUUGUGUUCUAUGCACCUGACUGAAGACGAGAUUGCAUUGUUCUCUGCAUUUGUACUGAUGUCAGCAGAUCGUUCCUGGUUGCAGGAAAAGGUAAAGAUAGAGAAACUGCAGCAGAAAAUCCAGCUAGCUCUGCAGCACGUCCUGCAGAAGAACCAUCGAGAGGAUGGAAUUCUCACCAAGUUAAUAUGCAAGGUGUCUACGUUAAGAGCCUUAUGUGGACGACAUACGGAAAAGCUCAUGGCGUUCAAAGCAAUAUACCCAGACAUUGUGCGACUGCAUUUUCCUCCGUUAUACAAGGAAUUGUUCACUUCAGAGUUUGAGCCAGCGAUGCAAAUUGAUGGGUAACCGUAUCACCUACGCACUUCUAGAAUGUCUGAAGUACAAACAUGAAAAAAGCAAGCAAAAACAAACAAACAAACAAUUAACCGAGACACUUUCUAUGGCCCUGCACAGCCCUGGAGCGCCAGCACACGGCACAGCUUUUGGUGAUGGGGGUCAGGCGACGGAGGGGAAAGAAACAGUGGAAACAAAUAAGAGUUGGACUUGUUUUUCUCAUGCAUAUGAUUUCCAUUAUGCCUACAGAUGUGGACCCUUUCUCUGUGUGGACUUGUUGAGCGUUGGCCUCUGUUUACAGCAGAAAGAGGGCGUGAAGGUCAAAGUCACAGCUGGAAGAUGUCCUUCUCUUACAGCUCACUGCCCACAAGACUCUGCGGCUCCAACAGAGCGCCCAGCAAUAAUCGGUGCCCGGUGUGCGUGGCGGAGGGUGCGGCACUACUUUGCACAACUUGCUCUUGUUCUCAU
Molecule: messenger RNA, 1934 nt
Organism: Jaculus jaculus (lesser Egyptian jerboa)
Lineage: Eukaryota; Metazoa; Chordata; Mammalia; Rodentia; Dipodidae
Gene: Rora
Product: RAR related orphan receptor A
Exons: 10
Coding region: 72-1478 (468 amino acids)
Biological process (GO): regulation of transcription by RNA polymerase II; negative regulation of inflammatory response
Cellular component (GO): nucleus
Molecular function (GO): nuclear receptor activity; RNA polymerase II cis-regulatory region sequence-specific DNA binding; zinc ion binding
Source: RefSeq, a predicted model, not a curated record